This is a messenger RNA of Limanda limanda (common dab), 8071 nucleotides long. RefSeq names its product protein bicaudal D homolog 2-like. The record is from RefSeq and is a predicted model, not a curated record. Gene Ontology annotation, molecular function: dynactin binding; cytoskeletal adaptor activity; dynein complex binding. The transcript has 10 exons. The coding region runs from base 154 to 2751 and encodes 865 amino acids. NCBI's taxonomy places the organism in Eukaryota, Metazoa, Chordata, Actinopteri, Pleuronectiformes, Pleuronectidae. Gene Ontology annotation, cellular component: cytosol; Golgi apparatus. Gene Ontology annotation, biological process: protein localization to organelle; regulation of microtubule cytoskeleton organization; microtubule anchoring at microtubule organizing center.
CGCAGGCGUAGCAAUCAUGCAGUUCAAAUACCGACGGAUCUGAGCCGCCGCCGCCUCCUCCGUCAAGGUUACGAAGACGCCCCAGCAUCCCUCACCUUCCCCCCCGCCACCACCACCCACCACCUCACACCUUCCCCCCCGGACUGCCCCACCAUGUCUGUGGAGGAGCGUGGACACCCCGACGCGAUGCUGCUGCUGCGGCCGGACAAGGAGGCUCCCCCACGGCCGGAUGAGUGGAUGCGAGCCGAGAUCCAGCGCCUGGCCCGGGAGCUGAGCCAGACCACGAAGGAGAAGAUCCAGGCGGCGGAGUACGGGCUGGCGGUGCUGGAGGAGAAGCAGCAGCUGAAGCAGCAGCUCGACGACCUGGAGACGGAGCAGGAGGCCGUGAGGCAGGAGCUGGACCAGCUGAGAGAGGCCUUUGGACAAGCGUACUCCAACCACAGGAAGGUGGCAGCAGACGGAGAGAGUCGCGAGGAGUCGCUAAUCCAGGAGUCGGCCAGUAAGGAGGCCUACUACGAGCAGAGGGUCCUGGAGCUGCAGACCGAGCUCCGCCAGGCACGCAACAUCCUCACCAACACCCAGUCUGAGAACGAACGUCUGGUCACCAUCUCCCAGGAGUUGAGAGAGAACAGCCAGAUGGUGGAGCUGCAGAGGAAUCAGCUGCGGGAUGACAUCAAGGAGUACAAGUUCCGGGAUUCUCGUCUGCUGCAGGACUACACCGAGCUGGAGGAGGAGAACAUCUCGCUGCAGAAGCAGGUCUCCGUGCUCAAGCAGAGCCAGGUGGAGUUUGAGGGUUUGAAGCACGAGAUCCGUCGUCUGGAGGAGGACACUCAGUUCCUGAACAGCCAACUGGAGGAUGCCAUCCGCCUGAAAGAGAUCGCUGAGCGUCAGCUAGGGGAGGCCCUGGAGACCAUCAAGACUGAGCGUGAGCUAAAAGCGUCCCUGAGGAAAGAGCUUUCCCACUACAUGAACAUCGGAGACAGUCUGUACCACAGCCCACUGAGCAUCUCUCUGGAUGGCCUGAAGUUCAGUGACGAUGCCGGCACCGAGCCCAACAACGACGAGGCUCUCCAGGGUUACGAGAACGGCUUCAUCAAACUGGCCAACUCUAUCGCUGAGAACAACCGCGGCUCCACGCCCAUGGACGAGUUGUUCUGUCCUAUUCCCAGCCUCGUGGAUGACCUGCUGAGCGAACUUAACAUCUCGGAGAUCCAGAAGCUCAAACAGCAGAUGAUACAGAUGGAGCGUGAGAAAGUCAACCUGAUGUCCAACCUGCAGGAAUCCCAAAAGCAGCUAGAGCAGGCCAACGGUGCUUUGUCAGAGCAUCAGGAGAAGGUCAACCUCCUCACAGAGAACCUCAGCACCAUCCGCAAGCUCCAGGCAAACAAGGAGCGCCAGUCCGCUUUGGACAACGAGAAGGAACGAGACAGCAACGAAGACGGAGACUACUACGAGGUGGACAUCAACGGACCUGAGAUCCUGGAGUGCAAGUACAAGGUUGCUGUGUCCGAGGCAGGGGAGCUGAAGGAGGAACUGAAGACUCUGAAGGCAGAGUACCAGGCCUGUCAGUCGCGGUACGAUGAGGAGCGCACCCGUCUGGAGAACGACGUCACAACACUGGGAGCCAAGCUGGGGACUUUGGAGAAGACCAGUCAGGCAGAGAAGAAUGAGAAGAACAAGCUAGAGAAGGAGCUUCGCAAGAUAAGCGACGUGGCGGGUGAGUCCCAAGGCAGCCUGAGUGUGGCCCAGGAUGAGCUGGUCACCUUCAGUGAAGAACUGGCCACCCUCUACAACCACGUCUGCAUGUGCAACAACGAGACGCCCAACCGCGUCAUGCUCGACUUCUACAAGCAAGGUAAGGGCGGUCGGAGCAGCCCAGAGGGCCGCGGCCGCCGCUCCCCCAUCCUGCUCACCAAGGGCCUCUUCCCCGAGCCCAGUAGGACUGACCUCAGCGACCCUUCAUCGCUCUCCCCCCUGACUUCUCCUGUAUCCGACUCCCGACGCGAGCCUAUGAACAUCUACAAUCUGGUGGCCAUCAUCAGGGACCAGAUCAAGCACCUGCAGCUUGCCGUGGACCGCACCAGCGACCUGUCGCGGCAGAGGUCGGCCUCUCUGGAGCUCGGCACGGUGGCCGACAAGGACAAGGAGGCCUGCAUGCAGGAGAUCCUCAAAUUGAAAUCUCUGCUCAGCACCAAGCGGGAGCAGAUUGCCACCCUGAGGACUGUCCUCAAGGCCAACAAGCAGACAGCUGAAGUCGCCCUGACCAAUCUGAAGAGCAAGUACGAGAACGAGAAGGCCAUGGUGACCGAGACCAUGAUGAAACUGAGGAAUGAGCUCAAGGCGCUGAAGGAAGACGCCGCCACCUUCUCCUCUCUCCGAGCCAUGUUCGCCACACGUUGUGACGAGUACGUGAACCAGCUGGAUGAGAUGCAGAGGCAGCUGGCUGCAGCGGAGGAUGAGAAGAAGACCCUGAACUCGCUGCUGCGGAUGGCGAUCCAGCAGAAACUGGCCCUGACUCAGCGCCUGGAGGACCUGGAGUUCGACACUGAGCAGACCCGCCGUGGAGGCACCGCCAGCCGCGUGAGAGCCCGCAGCAAAGCCGCCAGCGCUGCCAUCAACCACCCCCACGUAAGUCAGAGUCUCUCCUGCUCUGGCACCAACCGCCCAGAGCUCAACAACGCCGUGCCCAAUGGCAUUCUGGGAGGCCCUGUGGUCUUCUGCAGCGAGAAGUACAAGAUCUACUGCGACUGAGGCGGACAAGGCUUCUGCAAGGGACUGCUGUGUACAGAGGGGGGGGGGCGCCUGGUGGCCGAACCCUCCCUGCCUUAGUGUUUAAGAGCCCCACCCGCUCGCUUAGCUCCCUGGCCAGCCUGCGCUCCUCUAGGGACUGCUGUGUAACCGGCUGCUCGUGUGUGCUAGUGUCAACGCUUCGGGGAAUGCAGAUGUAUGUACAGUGGUGCACUAGACAUUUGGACUGUAGUAGACAUAUAUGGCAUGUGGAUUAUAGGGCCCCGGUUAUAUUGGGGGUUUUGUGGAUAUUAUGGAGUGUCUAUUCUUUCCGCUGUCGUGGUGCCGUACGUAUGAUGUAAAAGGCGGCCGCUUCUGUGCUGGGUUGUUCUGCCCCCUGAGUGUAUUGCCUGGUAACAGUAACACAUUGUGGGGGUGGGGACUUGUAAAAAGGGGAUGUCAGUUUGAUGCUCUUACUACCAAAUAUGACAUCCUCUGCUCUACGGCUCGUCCGUUGGCAUCGGUGCUCCUUUCAAAAUAAAAGCCCUCUUCUUCUCUCUGCCUCUCCGUCCUGGUCCCCCCCAGGACUGACCUGUGUCCAGUUGCCCACUGUCUAAUCAGGUCACUCUGAAAUGUUUACAAGAAGAAAAAGAAAUAUGCAAUCUCCCCCUGCGUUCGUGCACGGGGAGCACAAAAUGAUUCUACACCGAGAUUCUAAAACUUGCGAGUGGGUUUUCUGGUGUAAUUGUUUUGGGCCAAUAAGGAGCACCUGUGACCACGGGUGUUUAUAUAUCAGGAUGGUUUCGAAGCUGUGAUCGUAGCACACCAAUACAAUAGGGUUGGUAGAAUCGCAUGGCUUUGCAGCUAAAAAAACGCUUUUGAACUGUUUGUUUCUGUGUGUGGUACAAGACAAAUGUACUGCAGGGCUCUACAUUGUAAAAAGAGGAGUGAUAUUUGGUGUCAGGUGCGAUGCAGGAGGGCUCUCUAUUCCAUGUGACCCACUACGUUGCGAUGGAUUGGUGCCUCAGGUUGCUACUUCUGUUGAAAUGCUAUAAUGAGUGCUGUGAACAGAGAUACAAUAUAGUUUUGAUCAAAGAUGAUUUUUUAAAUAUGGAGCAAAUCCUAGAAGAGCACAAAUCAAUAAAAAGCACCCACAUCUAUUCUGGAUGAUAAAUGGGGGAAAAAAAACAAGCAACCACGCGGCAACAAAGUGCCUGUCGACCCAAACACUCGAUAUAUUUAUCUAUCUGCUGAUGUAAAGCCCUGUCCUGUCCUGUGUCUCUACUUGAGCUCACUCUGUCCUCACUUCUCCGUCUCUCUCUCCCCCCCACCCCUCUAUCCUCUCUCUGUUUUUGAAGAGCUCUGUGUGUUGAUGUGGACGAAAACACUUUUUCCUCACGUCUCUAAUCUGUGUCUUGUCACUCGGUCGCCAUAACGACCCUCUCUCUUGUAGAUUGUCAGCAGCUUGCUCCUGCAGCAUCACCACUCACCCUUUAAAUAGAAUGAGGACUUGUGGGUGAAAAUUGCCCGCCGAGUAUUUUUUGUCAGGUAAAGUCCUCACGUGCAUUGUGUUCUUGAUUUUGUUUUUGUUGCCUGUUUGUAUAUCAGAGUUGAAAUGAAGCGCCCUCAUGUGUGUGUCAUGUUUUUAACCUUUGCAAAUGGAGGGACGCUCAUUUCUUUUGUCUUCAGUUUGGUGAGUGAGGACACAGCGACGUACUGUUUUAGUAUCCACACAAUAGCUUUAACCCCUCGCAAGCUAGCAUUACGCAAAUAGGAAAAAACUACAAGUGGGGCUUGUGUUCAAAUCCAUGUAUUUCUUGUGGAUCAUAGACACGUUAGCUUUACGAUGCUGAAAGCAGGGUUGAUGUGAGGAAAAUCCUGCAAGAUUGAUCAAAUUAGAAGUUUUCUACUACUACUAAGCUAUAUAUUGUACUCUAUAUUCUUAAUAUGAUCAUGUUCAGGUUAUAAUCUUGCAGGAUCCUACGACAGUAUUCCCUCCUCUCAGAUAUGAAGAGAGGAGAGUUCCUUUAUGCCUCUGAAAAUGGAACGACGACCCCAGUCAACCCUGCUUGAGUGUGCAUUCAUAAGCCACAGCACACAGCAUGGACGUUAGAGAUAGAGAAAAAAACCUAAUGCAGCCUCCUGAGAGGUCAAUCACUCUUACGUUUGUGAUUCACUUAACUUACAAGUGCGAUAUAUUCAGUUUCUAUCAGUUUGCGCUGACAGAGAAAAGGUUCGGGGAGUAGUCGAGGGAGAACUACUCGUGGUGUAAACCAGCUCCUGGGAGAGGGAGCGAGGAGAUAAGAAAAAGCUAGACAUGCUGGUGAGGAGAGCCAGAUGUCCGACUGAGAGCUGACUCUCAUACUGUAGUGAAUGAGUUUCCUAAGGGAGAAACUCACUGUGGAGGAAGAGACUAGUUGAACAAUCAACCAGAGGACAUUGAUUCAAAUUAGUCGAGCCCCUGACCCCUGACCCCUUCUCUCCCCUUGUAUAGGCUCAGUGGGAUCACUGAGCAGUAGAUAGACCCCAGGAUGGGAUUGUUACUAGAACCCCCUUCUCUCACCGAUAAUGAAUCCCCACUUUGCUCCAUCUGGUUUGAAAUCAAUGUCUGGCCCCUACCUCUGUUUGCAGGCUCCGCCCACUUCACCUUUCAGUUUCACUACCCAUGAUGCAUUUAGUUUCUGAUUUCAAAUAAGCCUGCAUGUGUAAAAGAAAAAAAACCAUUACCUGUUUUUCAUGUACUUGCAUGGCACAAGAGAAAAACUCAUCUCCUCUGACACCGGGUGGCGGGUUGUGGCUUCAGCUCUGUCCUAUGAAUGAAAAGGUUGUGGUACUUGUGAGUCGUUGGCUUCCUAACUGCACCUGCAGGGUGACUCGUGUUCAAUGUGCUUUCACACCAGCUCCUCAGAAACGUAUAGGCGAGGUCGAUUUGACCCGAACGCUCCUGACAUGACAUCACUCGCCUCCGGGGCUCCUGCCUAGCGUCGGCUUCUGUUCCUCUGACUAACCACAGCCGGCCUUUUGCUGUGUGUGUGUGUGUGUGUGGCUCAUGUUAACAGUUGCUCUAAAUUGAUCAAUAGUUCUAACGCUGAUCAUCUGUUUCUUCAUUUUUGCAGUAAAUUACAAUAGCGCCUCACGGACGACGAAGCACCGACACAAGAUCCAUUCUCACAGCCGAUAAAGUUAAAGGAUUAUUAGCACUGUAGACGAUUUGGACUUGAAGACUAAAAAAAUAAGAAAAUUGUUAAAAUUUGUAGGUCGGAUCAACUGUCCUUCCUUUUGAACACUAAAGUGAUGCAUGGGAUACUUAGUCUCAUCUGUGCGUGCUGCUGCUGGAAGCCAAUUUCUCACAAGUUCAAUGACCUGGUCGACCUCCUGAACCGGAGGUUGCUAUUGGCUAAUCUAACCCUCCAAUGAGAAGCCAGGGGAGAUGGGUAUUUUCUUAUGUAAAUCACAAUCUUGUGUUUCUUGUUGUUUUAGUUUAUUAUUUUCUUAAUCUGUGCACUUUCAUUAUAUAGGACUAUAACAGACUAUUAUUAACCAAUAUGAAAGCGUGGUAGCACUAUGGUUUGUGAGUAAUUCAGUAUAUAGAUUACACGACUAUAGGAAUAUACGUCCUGCUGAAAAUCGGAAUUAAAGAGACUAUUUACUCCGGUAAGGGCUUCGCAAACCAUAGAGCAGCUAUUACGGCUUCAUCCUCAAGAUUUUAUCCAUGAAAUUAUCUAUUAUUGUUUUGUUACAUCAUAUGUUAUGCUGUUGGUUUUUCUCUUGUGUUUGUUCUACUGCCAUGUUCUCUACAAAAAACUCCAGGGUGAUCAAAUUCUGGGCUUUUUUCAUGUAUUUAUUAUUCCUAGGAAUAGUUCGAAAUAACACAAUGAAACUUGACAACGCUCUGACUCAAAUAGGUAAGUUGUGUUUUGGGGAAAGUUCAAGCGACGUGAAAAGCUUUUCCUAUCUUCCUACCGAGGGCGUUCCACUGAAGCGGGAUCACUGACUCUCAGAAUUCUUUGCAAGUGCAACAAUUAAAUUCCAAAUUGGAAUUGUUUCAUUCUCUCUUUGUUUAUCGUGCCAAAUCUUGGUGCACCGUUUAGGUUGAAAAGAAUCAAGACAGAAAGAAGACAAGCCGUCAGUUACAAAGGUGUAAUUCGGGCCCCGGCUCUCCGUGUGAGUGCCGGGGUUUUUGAUUUUUUGGUUUCUUCAGUUCUUCGUUUCUGACCAAUAGUGCCUUUCAUUGUUUCAAGGGAGAAUCUUAGACUAGUGUUUUUAUGUUUUCAGUUUUUUUUACAUUGGUGAGGACUUCGGGUUCAAAAUGACUGUGAGCAGCAAUAAGUGCAAAGGGAAUUUCAACCCUUUCCGCAUGAGUGAGGUAAUAGUUUUGAAAUUAGCUCAAUAAAACUGAAAUUGUUUUGAAUUCUGCGGGUCAGUGAUCCAUUCAAUAAAUUCAGGGGUAUUAAAAAAGAGGUUGUCUGUUUUUAUCAAACUUUGGGAACCAAACGAAAUCCCUUUGGCCUCCUGUUUUUGAACAAAUGUGUUGGGGUCGAUCGGUGUACUAUUGGAAACAUCUACGUAUCUCUAGCUUUGUUUGGUGAAGGUAAUGUGAUAUCAGUAGUAUUGUGGAAAAAAUGUGCAGAGGGCGCAUUUUAUCCUUCUUUUCGUCCAAUUUGUUUUGUUUGUUUGUUGGUUUGUUUGUUUUUCUAUUCUUGAAUCUUUUUUUACGUCAUCUUUGAGCAUCUUGUGUUUUCAGGAAACAGAAAACAAAAUGGGCAUCAACAAGCAUGAAUAGUGCCAUUACAGCCAAUGCUUGUUUGUUGAGGCGUUAAAGUUACCAAUACGGACGAGAAGCUAAAAACAAAAAGUGCAAUUUAAAUACAGUUUUAAAAAAAGAAAAAGUUUUCUGUUUGCUGGAAGAGAUAGCAUUGUCAUAAUAAAAUUAGCUGUGCGAACUUGAUAUUGUCAUAUUGUGUUUCAGUAUUGAUCCAUAAUGAGGGUUUGAUAUCUUUAUAUGAAAUAACGACUUCACCUGUACGUUGGUAUUUAUUUGAAUUGUCAUGCAGUACUGUAUUCUUAUCAAAAAUGUGCAUUAUGAUUACAGCUAAAUGUCAUAUGCAUGUUGCUCAGUCAUGGGACCUUUACACAGAAUUGAAAACAAACAUAUUAAAUCUUUCUUUCAGGGUGUUAUAAAACAAAAAACGAUGAGGAAGAAGGAAAAGAAAAACGAAAAGUCGAGACGAAAGUCUCAUGUAUUAUUGAUGAAUUAAUCCCAUGAAAGUGUUUUGUUUGUUUUGCAGGAGAGAGGUGGUUUGUCUGUGUAAAGGUAGUCAUACUGGCUAAAAAUCAAUAAAUA